UUAAGUAUAUCCGGGUCAGAUGUACUCCGGAAGCAACACAUGAGCAAAAUGGCUGCAAACUUGAAUUAGCCAACUGAUGAAAGUCCCAAUGGAAUCUGGAGAUGCUACUACAUUCUUAAUUCAUCAUACUAAAGGCCCAGCAAGAAGUGAAGUUAUCUACAGUACUGUACCGAACACCGAAUACUACUGUACCUCUAUUAUUACAUUCAGAUAAACUACUGUACCCCAGCGUUACAAAACAGCGCGAGCACUUCAUGCACAGACUAUGUAAAUUGAUAAUUGACGAGUGACCUGUCGGAAGGACUGGAGAACGUUAACCAAUUGAAAAGGGAAACAUGGAUGGAAAUGUGGAGUUUAGCAACCCAAACAAUACUGUACUUGUAACGAAGAUGAAUGCAAGCAUGGAAAAUGGUAUGGGAAGGACCUCUGAGAAUAAUGCUCAAUUCGAGGUGUUGGCACCAUCCGAUUGCCAUGAUAUUAUUGCAAAACCUUCUGCUCAAGCAGUCCUCAAGGUAUCAGACAGAGAGCCUGGGAGAGCUGUUGAAGAAGUUAAUGUGGACUGGUUUGAGCCUCUGGAGGAAGACAAUGAUGAGCCUGAUGCACCAAGUUGGGACCUCUCCGUGUUUGGCAGAAGACAGGGAGAGGAGGAAAGUCUGGCUGGAGAAAGUGAGAGGAGCGGCAGUGAAUGGAACUUCAAAAGAACCCGCUCCAUAUAUCGGAGGAAAAGAGUGAAGCCAGAUGAGGGAUGGGAAGACUGGCCUAUACUUGGAGACGGGUGGAAGCGGAAAACAGUUAUUCGUCGCUCCGGUUCCAGUAUGGGCCAGAUGGAUGUUUAUUAUUUGAGUCCGCAGAAUGAGCGUGUGAGAAGCAGAGUUGAACUGGGUAAAGUCUUGGAUAUAGACUUGUCGAUGUUUGAAUACAAAUUAGGAACAUUUUCGAACUGCCAACCAGCGCGUUUAAGAAGGAAGAAAAUGCGGAAGGACAGAUCUCCAUCCUCUGAGUCCAUCAGUCCCAUCUCUAACCACAGACUGACACCAGGGCCAACCUCCAGAGUUAGCCUGUCCCCUCUGAGUCGCAGUGCCCUGGGAAUUCCAGACAAAGACCCCAUGUCCUUUCAGGCUCCUUUGAGUCCAGCCUCUGGAGAAAGUAUACAGAGCAGUGCAACCAAGCUGCCCUGGAGUCCUACAUCAAGACCAACUUCCUCCCUCAAUGGCCUGGAGGCUUCAAAUAUCUGUUUUCGCAUAUGUACCAAGUGUGGUAAUCCGUACACAGUAACAGAGUCCGAAAGACAAGGGAAAAAAUCAUGUUGUCUCAGAUGCAAGGUCAAGAAGCCAGUCGACAAUCGCAAUAUUGUCUUCAGAAAGUGGAUCCCUUGUGGUCAGUGUGUGGCUUGCCUUACCACAGUGGAUUGUGGGAUGUGUGCCAGCUGCAAGCAAGGAAUGCUUUUCCCUGACUCAAGAAAACCUGUCCGUUGUCGGAAACGCAAAUGUAUAUGGCCUAUCCAUAAGAGCUCCAGUUAUCAAACUAGUGAUCCUGAGGACUUUUCCGUGGAAGUGGAUGUUGAUGGUGAGGAGGAUGAUUUUUGCGAGGAUGAUGAGGAUUACGACGAUGAUGAUGACGAUGAUGAGGAAGGGGUCAAGAAACGUAAGCGGCGUGCUUGCGGGCAGUGUCAGGCUUGUCUCAGCAGGAAGGACUGUGGUACAUGUGAUUUCUGUGUAGACAAGCCCAAGUUUGGAGGUAGCAAUAAGAAGAGACAGAAGUGUCGCUUGCGUCAGUGCCAGAGGCAGGCAAUGAGACACUUGUUGCCCUUUCAGUUGGGUCUGGGUGAAUUUGGGGCCAUUGAAGGGACGGGUAAGAUUGGCAGGCCAAGACAUUACAAUAAGUACAGCCGCAAGAAGGAGCAAAGGAAGCGAAAACCAGCAAUUGACCCAGAGAUGACUAAUGAUGUGAAGAAGGAUUGUUCGUUGGACACAGCAUAUGGCUUUGAGCAUACUAAAAGAAGAAAAAACAUUUAUGGAAUGAACCGCCAACCAUCUUUGCAGGUUGACCAUGACUAUGUGGACACUGCCAAAAGACAUAGUUUUGGUGGCUAUGCCCUCAGCAACCAAUGCCUUGUACCAGAAGCAAACACACAGGAAAGAUAUGCCAAUGCACCCAUACCUGCCCAAAGUUUACUAAGUAGCUGUAGGGGAGCAAUGCAGAAGAUGGAUAAAGAUGUAGUCGUGCACUCAAAAGAGCCAGAAGACGAGGAGGAGGACGAGGUCACACCUAUGAUAACUCAGAUCUUCAGUUUGGCUGAAACCUCAUCCUUGUGUGGGAGCAAUAUGGAUCACGAGCUGCUGAAACUGCUGGAGGCCACUCGCAAGGCAGCACUGCCUAUCCUCUGGUAUGCAAUUAUGAUGGAGGGCCCACAGCUGCAACUUGUCCAGUGCAGCAAGAUGUCCACCAUGACUGACACUGUUGUGCAGAUCAACCCAGGCUUCUGCUAUCAGGUGGCUGUGCAGGGCCAGCCUCUGCUCCUCACUCACCCGCUCUAUGAGGGUCACCCACCCCGCAUGACCUCUGUGACCCUGGUAGUGAACCUGCUCUUGGAUCUUGAGAGGUACAGGGUAUGCCAGGGGGUCCCUGACCCAGAGCCAUCUUCAAAAACUGAACCAUUUAUUUGUGAGCGAGCAUCCACUUGUGACUUUCUGAUUCUUAAAGAUGAGGAAUGUUGUAAGAAAUGUAGUGCUUUAACCUGUUUGUAGUGGAGAAUUGGUACUGCAGUAUAAUGUGUCAAUGUAAGGAUUUUGAGGAAUGUUCAUCACCUUCCCUCAGUAUGGAGUCUACAAGGGAUGUUUGAUAGUGCCCCAAUAACCACACCAGAAGUACUUAUUUUGAGUGAAUGAGUGAGAAAACGUUCUUUGUUUUCUUGGUUAAGGGGCUUUUUCAAUUGUUUGUAAAUAUAUUUCUAAUUAUACACAAUUAAAAUUUCAUUUUGAAAAAGAAUGGUCAUUUUCAUAACAGAGUUUAAAUACAUUAUGAAUGAAAAAAUAAAUGUUUUUUUUGUUGCUGU
Messenger RNA from Osmerus eperlanus (European smelt), 3055 nucleotides. RefSeq names its product methyl-CpG binding domain protein 1b (gene mbd1b). The transcript has 15 exons. The record is from RefSeq and is a predicted model, not a curated record. Lineage: Eukaryota; Metazoa; Chordata; Actinopteri; Osmeriformes; Osmeridae. Gene Ontology annotation, molecular function: zinc ion binding; DNA binding. The coding region runs from base 336 to 2747 and encodes 803 amino acids.